Tigriopus californicus is the source of this 1642-nucleotide messenger RNA. Its product is annotated as sodium-dependent phosphate transport protein 2B-like. Gene Ontology annotation, molecular function: sodium:phosphate symporter activity. The record is from RefSeq and is a predicted model, not a curated record. Gene Ontology annotation, biological process: sodium-dependent phosphate transport. Gene Ontology annotation, cellular component: membrane. NCBI's taxonomy places the organism in Eukaryota, Metazoa, Arthropoda, Copepoda, Harpacticoida, Harpacticidae.
AGUUGCUUACACAUUCUCAAAAGGACUUCGGUUCGCAUUAAGGGCUUAUAUUUCUCUGUCUCCAAAUUGUUGAGAAAAUAUCUGAACUCGAGCAAAAUGGCGCAAUCAGACACCUCGUCAGAAAACAGUGAGAAAGGUAGCAAGGCUUUACGAGUCGCCUUCACAGUGCUCAAAAUUUUGGCCAUCCUUGGUCUUUUGUAUCUGUUUAUUUGCUCCCUGGAUCUCAUGUCGGUCUCUUUCCGGCUUAUUGUUGGAAAAGCUACAGGUCUGUUGGCUAACGUCGAGGCCUUCAACAACCCAAUGAUCUGUCUCAUGAUUGGUAUCAUUGGAACAGUGGCUGUUCAGAGCAGUUCCACUUUCACUUCCAUCAUCAUUUCUCUGAGUGCUUCAGCAGUCCCUGACCCAAGUAGCGGAUCGUAACGAGUUUCGGCGAUCCUUUGCCGCUGCGACCGUUCAUGACAUGUUCAAUUGGUGUGCAGUCAUUGUUUUGCUUUCGUUAGAGGUUAUAUGCCACCCUCUGCAAUUGGUUGCUGAAGGUGUGGCACACGGAAUUGUGCCUUCCAAUGCAACAGAGAUAAAAAUUUUAAAGUAUAUCACCGAGCCAUUCACGGAUUUGAUUGUUCAGAUUGACUCCGAUGUUCUCAACGAUUGGAGUACGAAUAUCGAAAACAAUGCCACUACUCUCCUGGAAGACUGCGAUGCCAAGGAUUGUUUCUACUUAUUCGAGCUCUUCGCUUCUUUGCCUGAUUGGGCUCUGGGGUUGAUCUUGGUGAUAGCGUCUUUGAUCAUCUUGGUUGGGUCACUUAUGAUCAUGGUCAAGAUUCUCAACUCUCUCUUACAAGGUGCUAUUGCUGUGGUGAUCAAGAAAGUGCUCAAUCCCAGAUUUGAGUCCAAAGUGCUCAAUUACUUGUAUGGCUAUUUGAACAUCGUGGUGGGAGCUUGCUUGACAUUUGUGGUUCAAUCGAGUUCCGUAUUCACCUCCACACUCACACCUCUAGUGGGCAUUGGUCUCCUCGAAAUUGAAACGUGUUAUCCGCUCUUUCUUGGCUCCAACAUUGGAACCACCUCCACGGGAAUGUUAGCGGCCUUGGCCACGUCCGUCAACUUUGACAAGGCCAUCACUGUCGCAUUCGUUCACCUUUUCUUUAAUCUCAUGGCAAUCGUCUUGUUCUACCCGAUUCCCUUCACCAGAAUUCCAAUCGACUUGUGCAAAAUUUUGGGCAAUACAACCGCCAAAUAUCGAUGGUUCGCCUUCGUGUAUCUGGUGGGCAUGUUUAUUCUCCUCCCAAUCUACGUGGUUCUUAUCUCCCUCAACAACAUUGUGUUCAUCAUCAUGUUUACUAUCUCCAUUCUCAUUUUGGUGUUUGUGAUUGUGGUGAAUGUCCUACAACGCAAAUCUUGGGCAAAAAAAUCUUUAAGCAAAGUCCGUCUGGACACUUGGGACUUUCUGCCUAAAUGGAUGCAUUCCCUCGGCUAUUGGGAUAGAAUAUUUUCCAAAAUUGACGCUUGUAGUAAAUACCGCGACAAAGAUGUGAAAUCCGAGCGUUCAAAAAAUUCAACAUUUGAAGAUAUUGAUUUGGAAAAUGGAGAGACCAAUGAAGGCUUUGAAAAAGACCAGAACGAAGGUCAAAAAGCUUCAUAA